UUAGAUGAUAAAUGAUUGUGAUAAUAUUGAUAAUUGUAGAUAAUCACACAUUUUUUAUUUAAAUGUAUCUUAGUAGUUAAUUGGCUCUAAAUUGCUAUAUACAAAAUGUUGAAGUUAACUGCUCUUUUAAUAGUUUAUUUAUUCACUGAUGCCGCCACAGACUCAGUUUCAAGAAUAGCUGGUGGAGGCGUCGCUACCAUCAAUGAGUAUCCAUUCUCUGCAGCCCUACUGACCAAUAGAGGCUCGGGGGCUUACGUCCAGACUUGUGGAGGGUCCAUCAUCACAGCCAACGCGAUUUUGUCAGCCGCAUCAUGCUUUCACGUGAAUGGAGUUUUAAAUCCUGCCACCUGGUGGCGAGCUAGGGUUGGUUCCACCAAUGCGAACUCGGGAGGUACGAUCUACAUCAUCAAUCGCAUCACAGCUCACGAGAACUUCUCGCCCACAACCUAUGUCAACGAUAUCGCAGUGUUGAGAACCAACCUUUACAUUGGUCUUACGCCGAAUUUGACUGCUGUUGCUAACAUCGCUGGCGGUGGCUACACGUAUGGUGUCAAUCAAGAAGUCUUUGCUAUCGGAUGGGGAGUUACUUCUAACAGCAACCCGACGCCAUCCGAGCAGCUGCAGGUAGCCCAGGUGUGGCUGAUCAACCAGCAGACCUGUCAGAACAGGCAUUCAGACACAGGGUUCACGGUGAACGACAACAUGAUCUGCGCCGGCUGGCUCGAUGUCGGCGUGAGAGGACAAUGCGCGGGUGACGUAGGCAGCCCACUCCUGGACAGCAAUGGAGCCGUCAUCGGCGUGUUCUCCCGAGCUCAAGGCUGCGCCGACCUGUUCUACCCUGAUAUCAACACCCGCGUCUCUGCCUACACUAGGUGGAUCAUUGCAGCGGCCCUCGCUUAAUUAACUUGUUAAUAAACUUUAUUAUAUUCUUAA
Molecule: messenger RNA, 933 nt
Organism: Helicoverpa armigera (cotton bollworm)
Lineage: Eukaryota; Metazoa; Arthropoda; Insecta; Lepidoptera; Noctuidae
Product: trypsin, alkaline B
Exons: 5
Coding region: 106-900 (264 amino acids)
Biological process (GO): proteolysis
Molecular function (GO): serine-type endopeptidase activity
Source: RefSeq, a predicted model, not a curated record